Acanthocheilonema viteae is the source of this 4338-nucleotide messenger RNA. The record is from the annotation of a GenBank genome assembly. Lineage: Eukaryota; Metazoa; Nematoda; Chromadorea; Rhabditida; Onchocercidae.
AUGUUGAGAGCGUUAUGGAGAGGUGACAACGAUGAUCGAAAUACAAUCUACGAUGAUCGAGAUAGUUAUGACGAUGAACAUGAAUCAGUUGACUAUUCUUACCUACAGGAACAUUGUCAUUUUUUAUUACUGUCCCAAAAAGAGGAUAAAGGAGCCGAACGAUCAUUGGUAGUGGUAGCAAUUUUAAGUGCUAUUUUUAUUAUUGCUGAAUUCAGCGGUGGCGUUUUGGCCCAAAGUUUAGCAAUAAUGACCGACGCUGGACAUAUGCUUAGUGAUUUGCUCUCUUUUAUUAUAUCUAUUAUAGCAAUUCGACUUGCACGCUCUCCUGCAAAUCACCGAUUAUCAUUUGGUUUUCUUCGUGCGGAAAUUUUGGGUGCUACGAUAUCGAUUAUAAUUAUAUGGAUUCUUACCACAAUGCUUGUAAUGCUUGCUUUACAGCGGAUUAUCAAUAAUAAUUUCGAUGUUAGUCUAUUGGAAAUGCAAUCAAAGGUUGAUGCGAAUACGAUGAUUAUAACAGCAGGUGCAGGCGUAUUGUUUAAUAUUAUCAUGGGACUCGUAUUGCGGUAUUUUCGCUGCACUCAUUCACAAGACAUGGGUCAUAGUCACAGCCAUGCUAAUGUUAACGUACGAGCAGCUAUUAUUCAUGUCCUUGGUGAUUUUAUACAGAGUAUCGGCGUUCUAAUUGCUGCUGUCGUCAUUAAGAUAACAGAUUGGAAAUUAGCUGAUCCAUUAUGUACUUUCCUCUUUUCUAUAAUCGUAUUUGUUACAAGUGUUACUGUAAUUCGUGAUAUUUUCUUCAUAUUAAUGGAAGGAACACCCGCACAUAUCAAUUAUGGUAACUUACAGAGUGAUUUGUUAAGCAUAAAUGGUGUACGAACAUUGCAUAGCUUACAUGUGUGGUCAUUGAAUAUGGAUAAAACAGCUUUAGCAGUUCAUUUAGCCAUUGAUGAACCAGAAAAAGCAACGGAAACAAUGCAAGUAGCUAGUAGACUUAUACGCUUUAAACACGAUAUGGGUGCUAUUAAUACACUUAAAUGGGUUGCGCUUACUUUGAUAUGCAUUUCAACAGUAGCAGCUGAAGUUUACAGUUGCGGGGGUUUUGUCAAAUCACCAGAUAUCCCAAUCGAUUAUUCAAAAAUACAGGUUAAACUAUUUACUGCUGAAGGAAAUUUGAAAUUUGAAACGGAAUGCAGUCCGACGAAUGGCUAUUAUAUGAUUCCGGUGUACAAUAAGGGCGAUUAUUCCAUACGCAUUUUCUCUCCGGAUGGAUGGUUCUUUGAACCAAGUACUUUUAAUCUGAAAGUAAAUGGGAGGAAUGAUUUAUGCACCAGAGGUGAAGAUAUAAAUUUUGUUUUGAACGCUUUCGCUGUGGAAGGUGUACUACGAAGUGGUGAUGACAGUGGACCUGCAGAUGUUGCAUUGAUUCUUAUUGCCGAAAAUGGCACUAUUGUAUCGGAAGCAAAAACGGUUGCAAAUGGUGCAUAUAGAUUUCAAGCAUCACCUGGAAAAUAUUUAGUAUCAACCGCAGGUGAUAGCACAGAAUGCAUCGAGCGUGAUAAAAUACCGGUAUCGAUUACAACAUCACCAGUUCGUGUAUCGCCGGAUUUAAAAAUAUCGGGACAUUUAUUGACAGUUUCUGUUUUAUCCAAAAAGCAUCAAGUAGCUGGUGUUUCCGUAGCACUUUAUUCGGAAAUUUCUUUGCCAUACUGUGACAAAGGAAUGGCUGGUAUGGAAAAAGAAGGAAGAAAAUUUAAUGGAAAACUUGUUUGUAUAAUGAAGACUGAUAACAAAGGUAUAGCUCAAUUCCCGUGCCUUCCUCCAGGAUCGUAUACUAUCCAGCCAUCUCUUUCCACCGACAAAAUUCAUUUCAGUUUUUCACCGGAAUUGAAAGAAAUCACAAUGGGAUCAUCUGCGGAGAAAAUUGUUUUCAACACACUUGGAUUUAAUAGCAAAGGUCAAGUGCUUUUAUCAGGACAGCCAGUUGUCGAUGCAGUUAUUUAUGUAAAUGGCGAACCAAGAGGGAAAACUGAUGCAAGCGGAUGGUAUGUGCUUGAUGGCUUACAAGAUGAAACUUACACAAUAACUGCUAAAAUGGAUCAUUUUGCCUUCAAUACGGUAAGCAUCAAGCUGACUGCAAAAAAAGCUGAAAUUCCGGAUAUCGUUGUAGAAAGUGUAGACGUAUGUGUUACGGUGAGUGCGGAAGAAAGCAUUAAUCAUGAAAUGUCGAUCAUUUUCACCAAUCAGCAAACAAAAGCAGUGAAAUUACUGCGUACAAAGAGUGAUGGGAAAAUAUGCAGUUUGCAAGCAGUUGGCAGAUAUAUUAUUUCGGUUUCAUCCGCAAACGAUUUAGUAAUGACUCCAAAACAACGUGAAGUUGAUUUAUCGAAGGGUCCUAUACUUGACAUUAUAUUUAGUCAAUUCAAAACUGAUAUGAAUGUUAGUGUUAUCUGUAUAGAUGACUGUGAUAUUUUGAAAAUAGAACUCUGGAGAGAAGAAGUGUUAAUAGAAAGCCUUGAAGGCACUAAUCAAUUUAUUUUUCAUCACUUAGCACCAGAUUCUUAUAAAUUGAAAAUGAUAGAUAAUGAUCGAUUUUGUUGGGAAAAAACCGAAAUGGAUAUUGUUAUUGAACGUGCUAACUUAGAUAACCUCGUGUUUCGUCAAGUAGGAUAUCGAACGACAACCCGAUUGUCACAUCCAGCUAAAGCGAAAUGGAGCAUGUUGGAAAAACCUCAAAUCAGUGGUUCGCUUAAUAUACCAGCUGGGCAGUUUUUUUUCUGCAUUCCUUUAGCCGGCAUUUAUACUGUGAUAUUUGAAGCUUGCCAUAAAUUUGAGAGACAAUCAUAUGAAAUUACUGUUCCGCAGGAAGUUCCAUUUGUUGCAUCUGCUUCAAAAUUUGUAAUCUCUGCUUCGAUUGAAUUGGAUCAUAUAGUGAAUCAGCUUGAUGAUUUUACCUUAUCUGUCAAAUCCAGUACUGACAAACAAGUGAUUCCGGUAACUUCCUCAGCAGAAAAAAGACUAACUUUCACAUUUUAUUUAUCAGCGUUGGAUGCUGAUUCACUUGUUACACUUACACCUCAGUCGAAAACUUAUCUUUUCAAUCCAACUUCUCAUAUUUUCAAGUUCAGUGCUGAAUGUCAUUUGGAUGAAAUAACUUUCAAAGCUGAUAAAGGUAUCUUUUUGGAAGGACAAGUGGUGCCAGCUGUUAAGGACGUGUAUAUCCGUUCACCAUGCAAAGAUGAUCCAAAUGUUAUCCUUGAAUCAGCAACCGAUUCUGACGGCAAAUUUAGGAUCGGUCCAGUGCGAAAUAUUAAAGAUUUCGAUAUAACUGCCGAAAAAAGUGGAUAUAAAUUUAAAAAAACAAAAAAACUAGGAGUGUUAAAUGCCGUAAAACUAUCGCAGCUGAUCAUUAUUGCUACCGAUGCUGAGACCGGUGAGCCACUUUCUAAUGUACUCAUUUCUUUGAGCGGUGCUGAGAAUUAUCGAUCAAACAACUUCAUUGAUAAAACCGGAAAAAUCGUCUUCAUUGGCUUGCGACCUGGAGAAUAUUUUUUACGUCCCAUACUACAGGAAUAUAAAUUUGAUCCAAAAUCAAUCACAGUAAAUAUCAAAGAGGGUGAAUUUGAAACGGUAAACUUGAAAGGGCAUCGAUUUGCAUAUAGUGUUUUUGGCAAAGUUUCCUAUCCAGCUGGUCAACCAGUACCAACAAUGACUGUGGAAGCAGUAUCGGAAAAGUGCAAUCAGUUGCAAGAGGAGGAUACAACGAACGAAAAUGGUGAAUAUCGGAUUCGUGGUCUUCAUCCUAAAUGUGUCUAUAGAUUGGUUUUGAAAACACCGAGCGGUCAACGCUUGCAGUCAUAUCCAACACAUUAUGAUAUCACGGUAAAUGCUGAGGAUGUCAACGGUAUUGAUUUUGUGUUAACACAUAUCGAUGAACGAGUAGAUGUUGCUGGUGAUGUUAUAUUUAUUGAUGUUAAUUCACCACCGCAAUAUAAAAUUGGUCUUUACAAAAGUGGUAAUUUGAUUCAGCAAACAACUGUUGUGGCACCGUCUACUGUAUUUUACUUCGAAAUUCCUACAGUAGAUAAUGCCGUAUAUUCGAUUCGAUUUGAGACAAUUUAUAGUGCAGGUAAUCAGAAACUGGAUUCUGCAGAAGUUUUCUUCAUCGCAAAUGAGACAUUUAAAGCUGUAUCAUUGAGUAUACGUCCACAGGCUCUCUCAUUUGUGGAAGAAAUACUUACUCGAUUAUCGAACAUAUCGCUGCCACAACGUAGUCUAUCACCCAACGAUGAUUUUGCUGAUGUAGCCAGAAAGCGACAAAAAUUGAAAAAGGCACAAUAA